AUUAUUUCAAUUCGUCGCAAGUGGUUGUAAAUUUAUAUAAACGUUGAAAAAUAUAGACAAAUCGAAAUCAGAUUUAUUAAUUCUCCAAUAAUAAAAAUAUAAAACCGAUUUCUUUACAAUAAUCAAAGAUUAAAAUAUAAUUCUCAAAUUGAGAAACCACACUAAAAUAAAGGAAAAAAUAAAAAUUUAAAACUAAAAACUUGCUGUGUCUAGUAGGAUAAAAAUUCAAAUCGAAAAAUUCUUGAAAAGAAAAGAAAAGAAAAAGACGAUUCAAGUGAAAGUGUAUAAAAUUGGUGAAAAACAUAAUCUAAUAUCAAAUAACAGUUUAUAGUGAAAAUUGUUCAAAUAGAAAUUUGUGCAAGAAAAAUGUCAGAAUCUACCGCGACACAAAAUUCCUCUGUGCGUAAUAAACAUUGCCCGCCGCCCCCAAGACGUGAUAGCAAUAGUGGUGGCGGCGGCUGCUCAAAAUAUCUAGAUAUAACAAAGGAGGAAUUUUCUCGUAUAGAGGAUGCUUUAAAAAAAGAAGAGUUUCGAAAACUAUUCUUUGAGUAUUGUGAAGAAAUACAAGAUCCGAACAAUCGUAAACUUUACGAGCAAGAAAUAAAACAGUUUGAGGCGGAGCGUGGUGUAGAUGUUCGUUUUAUAAAUCCGGAACCAGGUUUCGUAGUGAAAACUUCGGUCGACGGCGUAACAAAAUGUUUCGUAAAUAUAGCCAAAUGUGUUGAUGUCGCGCGUCCGUCAAACCAGAGGUGCAUAAAUCCAGAAACAGGACAUCCCGACUUAAGUUGGUCCAUUCCGCUUGCGCAGGCACCACCACGUGAGGAUUUGGAUGCACAAAGCAAACGCUGUCUAGUAUACGAUGUGAUCUUUCAUCCGGAUGCGUUGUAUUUGUCACAACGAGAUUCCGCUUUCCGUAAGUGCCUCAUUGACACAGCGCUGGACGCUGUAGAAAGGGAAUUCAAGGUGAUCUUAGAUCGAACGAAUUUGAAAUUUCCAAAACUGUUGUUCAAGGGCAUGGCACGGCCGCUUGUGAUACGCUCAUUAUCGAAAAAUCCGCCACCAGACGCUAAGGAACCACAUCCUCUGGAUUCCAUUUCCCCCGCAAAGCCUACAGCUGAUGCUACGAAGCCAAAGUUAAUACCUAUGAAAACACAAAAUCCAAUCUCAAAACCUGAAUUUAAUGUACCCAAAUAUGUUAUUAAGCAUCGUCGGGAUGUUGAUCUCAGCGAAUACACCUACGAGCUCGACGCCAAACUCAGCGUCACUGUACCGCGUGAAUUGGUAAUUGAGAUUGAAUUGCCGCUGCUCAAGUCUACAGCCGACUGCAAAUUAGACGUAACAGCAAAGUCAUUGUAUUUGUUUAGCGAUCGCCCAGGCGCAAAGUAUCGCCUUAAUUUAGAUCUCCCCUAUGCUGUAGAUGAUAAAAAAGGUAAUGCCCGUUUUGAUACAGAUAAGCGACAGCUAUCUAUAACGCUGCCAGUUACGCAAAGUAGCCCGAAGAAGCAACGUGCCAUGCAUGAUUCCAUUUCCCAGCUAAAUCGCGAAGAUAGUGGCGUGGAGAGUGAUAUUCGCGAGGAUGGUCAUUUGAAUUCUUAUAGCGAAUCGCCAGUUGAGGAAUUAAGCGACACAGUGGAGGAGAGCAGCAGCAUGUUAGCUGACAAUGAAAAUUCGCCCCCAUCUUCGAGCUCCACAGCAACAUUACCAUCACCUACAAAUUCCGCCAAUAAUUUCCUUAAAAGCCCUAUUCAGUAUCAGCUGCCCGCGAAAUUCGAUUGUAAUGUCCUGGACAACGUUAUGUCAUUCGUUCUACACGUCCGCAAUGUACAGCCGGAAUCCAUAGCAAUGAUUAAAAAAAUCAAGAGCCUACAUUUGCAAUUCACCUCUAUUGGCAGUGGCUACUAUCCUACCCAUUAUGCAUUUUAUCUGCAGCUUCCGCAGGAUUGCAAAGCAGAAAUUGACACUGCCGAAGCUGAAGCUUGGGAAAACAACGUAGUAUUAAAUGUGAAUUUGGCUACUUCCAGCGAGAAUAUACAAAACUAUCUGGUUGGCAUCGAUGCGAGUGAUCUGAAAGAGUACAACAUACAGGGAAAGUUUCAACUGGGCCAUAAGUCGCGUCAAUCGCGCAAGAAAUCACCACCAACACCGCCGAUUUCUCUAUCCUCGUCGCUGGAUAUUUCUGUUGAACGUUCGGAGUGUGAGCGUUCAGUGGAAAUUGAAAUUAAGCCUACUAAUGAAGCUCAAUCGACAUGUACCGCCAAUACCACCGAAGACGAAGAUGGUUUGAUGCAUGGAACCGAGGCUGUGACAAAGAAAAUUAACAAAAAACAAAAGAAGAAGAAUAAGAAACGCCGAUCACUCUCCGAAUCGGUCUGUGAUGAUAUCAAAGUAUAUCAGAAACAGCAACAACAGCAACAGCAAGAACAUCAAAAACAAUUCCUAAAAGAGGCUGCUGCCAAAAUCCUAAAUAACGAUUCUUCCAAUUCGCCGGAUGACAACUCCUCACCAGAACGUUCAGAUACCAUUACGCCCAUCAUACAACCACAACCAUUGACAUCUCAAUCAAUGGCCGUGCCAAACAGUGCACAACAGCGAAAACAACGUAGCUAUUCGGAGUGUCGAAGUGGCGAAAGCAUUGUGAGCAGCGGUGGCUCCACUUUGCCACCCUCUUUUAAGGGUAUUUUAAAACACUAUAGCCGUUACGAGCCACGUCCAUCAAUAUCGGACAGCUGUUCGUCCAUCGAUGAGUACUCGUCGUUCUCCUGCUCGGUGGAUGGUGGCGUGGGUAGUAGCUUGCGCUUCUCACAAUCAUUCAGUGACAUACCGGAGGAGAAUGACUCCAAUAGGCUGUCGGAGAGCUGCAAAAAGACUGUUAGAUUUAAUGAGGUCAUCAAAGAACAAGUGUUUAGACUGAAUUCCAGCAUUUUGGGGCAACGAAAGAAGAAUCAGAAACGUCGCGAUCGGAAACAGCGCGCUCUACAACGUCGUGUCAGCGAAGGCGAUUCUGCUGAUUACGAAGACAACAGCAAGCCGAUCGGUCUGGAUACCGAUAGGGAGCAGUAUCUGAAGUCGAGUUGCAAGAGCGAUGAAAACGUCGCUGGCAGCGCUCUUAAGCCGCCUCAUGCCAGCGGUAAGCAGUCAAACAAAUAUGCUGUCAAUAAACAACAACACGCAAAGGGUGGCAGCAAAGUGUCACGCGCACGCCUAGAAUCGGAGGAAUCGUCGGAUGCUGAAGCGCACAAGCACACUAUGAUGAUGUUCGAGUUAGACAUGUAGUGGGCAUUUCACUUGCACCACUUUCGAAACGUUCACCUCUGCCGAGUAGAAUUGUACAAAUACACAAUCAUUAAUUAACUUUUACAUAUACAUAUAUAUAUAUAUAUACACAUGUAUGUACGAGUACGUCACACACCAUUACUGUCACAACGUAGAUAUCAUCUUCCAAUUUGUAUCCUGUUAGCAGUCCUAGAGUUUUGUUUUUGCAGACUCACAUAUAUACAUACCUACACAUACCUAUUAAUUGUUCAAUAUAUACGUAAUUUGCAACUUUAAUUUGCCUUAUAGACGUGUACCACGCACGCGAUUGAGUGAUUUCUAUAUAUCUUACAUUUAUGUAGAUUUGCUAAACAAAAAUGCAAACACAUAUAUUUCAAAAUUUAUAUAUGUAUAUUUGUUUGUUAUAAACUUCGUAUACGAAACAUGAAAUUGUAAUCACACUUUAGGCGAUAAUCAAAAUUGUAAAAUAUUUCUAAAUAAUUGGGUACCUUUCACACACUUCACGUGUGUGUCGAAAUUGUAAAAUAAACAUUAAUCUUGGAUUUAUACAAAUCAUUUAGGGAGAGAAAAAAAAAACAAUUGUUAAUUAUACUCUUUUACCAAUAUGCGUUUGAAAAUUUGUUAUAAAGCAUUUGCAACGCAUGCAUACGAACAACAUAAGUACUCUCAAUGGUAUACAAACAUACAUACAUAUACUAUAUAUAUACAAGUUGUAACAAUUUUUUAUUAAAUUACAUAUUUAUAAUCAUUAAUGCAUGUUCUCAUAUGCUCUCACAUGGACAUGGAUACAUUUUGAGCACCUCAAAUACAUACAUACAUAUAUUAAAACAAAAUGUUAAUAAAUAUUUUAAAAUAAUUCUU
This is a messenger RNA of Ceratitis capitata (Mediterranean fruit fly), 4134 nucleotides long. RefSeq names its product protein kintoun (gene Nop17l). Lineage: Eukaryota; Metazoa; Arthropoda; Insecta; Diptera; Tephritidae. The transcript has 6 exons. Gene Ontology annotation, biological process: axonemal dynein complex assembly. The coding region runs from base 367 to 3273 and encodes 968 amino acids. Gene Ontology annotation, cellular component: cytoplasm. The record is from RefSeq and is a predicted model, not a curated record.